AAUCUCUACCCGACUUCGGUGUGUUUUGUUUGUGUUUGCUGUGUACACUGUACAUUUACUGAUAGCCAGUUUUUUAUAAUCUCAUUUUUCUGUUGUGUGUUUUGUAUAAAAUAAAAUUUGCUUUAAAAUAAUUAAAUAAUAGUUUAACAUUUCUGUAACUACACCAUGGCCGCGGCAGCAGUGCCUCCAGAAUAUGGACCAGACGCCGGUGGGAGGCUAAAGGGAGUAACCAUUGUCAAACCGAUCAUAUAUGGCAACGUAGCUCGUCAUUUUGGAAAAAAGCGCGAGGAAGAUGGCCAUACUCAUCAAUGGACUGUUUACGUCAAGCCAUUCCAAAACGAAGAUAUGUCGACGUAUGUGAAGAAGGUCCACUUUAAAUUGCACGACAGUUAUGCAAAUCCAAAUCGAGUGCACAACAAACCUCCAUACGAAGUCACAGAGACAGGAUGGGGCGAGUUUGAAAUUGUCAUCAAAAUAUACUUUCACGAUCCUAAUGAACGACCAGUAACAUUAUAUCACGUCUUGAAACUAUUCCAUCAAGCUGCAGACAUGGCUCUGACCAAGAAGACUUUGGUUUCUGAGUUUUAUGAGGAAGUGGUUUUCCAAGACCCAACCCAAUACAUGCAACAUUUAUUGAAUAGUGCUCCUCCUCUGACCAUGGGUCCUUACAAGCAUGAGACUGACUUUGACGAGAAAAAGGUAAAGUCUCUUCAAAAUAUUUUGACUGCAAAAACAAAAAUAAAGAAAGAUAUUGCAGAUGUAAAAGAAAAAUUAAAAAUUGCCAAGGAAACUAUAGCAAAAUUCAAAGAAGAAAUCAACAAAGCACAAUCUGGCAGUUUGUCAGAAUCUCCCUCUCUUGCUUGAACAUUUUUAUUGUUUACUAUCUGUUAUAAUUUAUAUGAUUUAAUCUCUCAGUAUUGAAGGUCCUUACUUGAAAUCAAAGAGAGAGGCUCUUUCCCCCCCCUAAGUAUGCAGUUUCAUUUUCCAAUUCUGUGUGACCUCCAUUCUAAUGUACAAUCAUGAUACCAUAAAAUAAAUAUAUAUGUACAAAUUU
Molecule: messenger RNA, 1054 nt
Organism: Thrips palmi
Lineage: Eukaryota; Metazoa; Arthropoda; Insecta; Thysanoptera; Thripidae
Gene: Gas41
Product: YEATS domain-containing protein 4
Exons: 4
Coding region: 166-864 (232 amino acids)
Biological process (GO): regulation of DNA-templated transcription
Source: RefSeq, a predicted model, not a curated record